Scutellospora calospora is the source of this 670-nucleotide messenger RNA. NCBI's taxonomy places the organism in Eukaryota, Fungi, Glomeromycota, Glomeromycetes, Diversisporales, Gigasporaceae. The record is from the annotation of a GenBank genome assembly.
GAUUCUUUAGAUUUAUAUGGAAUCAAUAAACAGAAACUCAAAAUGAAUCGUGAUGAACCAAAUUGGGCUGGUCUUCGUGAAUUGAAUGGUAGAGAGUUAGAAUAUUAUUUACCAAAAAAUGUUAACAAUAUCAAAAAUCCUGAACAUUUCAAAAGAUCACAAAUGAGUUCCAAAGUUUUUAAAUUCAAAAUUGCGCUUAAUCCUUUUGAUUGUGGAGCAGAACGUUCUGCUUUUUUCGGUUAUGAUACAAUCAAAAAUGAAAAAAUGGUCUUAAAAAAAUACCAUACCGGUGAUAACUCGAUUACACGUCAUCUCGAAUCAUCCGAAAUUUCAAUAAUUGCAUAUUUUUUAGCGGAAAAAUUCAAUUCAAAAUGUGAAAAAAAUAAUAUAAAGAAAAAAAUUAGAUUCAUUUAUUCUAGAGUUGUGACAGAAAAUAACUCCGAGAAUUGUUAUUCUAUAGAAUAUUUUUUGGCUGCUGAAUAUAAAAAAUUCAAUACAAAUAGUGGGGUAAUUACUGAAUUACAUUCAACGCUCGAAGCAUUCUCUCAUUUUACGUAUGAUUUCACCGAAAAAUACUUAGUAGUAUGCGAUCUACAGGGUGCCGAAUAUCAAAAGGAAUUCUGGCUAACAGAUCCAGCUAUUCAUUGUAUCGAUAACAAGAGAUUUGGAG